Stylonychia lemnae is the source of this 471-nucleotide messenger RNA. NCBI's taxonomy places the organism in Eukaryota, Ciliophora, Spirotrichea, Sporadotrichida, Oxytrichidae. The record is from the annotation of a GenBank genome assembly.
AUGCUACUAAAUCAAUGUCUUAAAACUCAAGCUAAUUUUUCACUUAAAAGAAAUUGGUCUUUGAGCACCCUUCUAAUUAGAGGUUUCUCAAAUUCUCAGGUGCCCUAAUAGAUCGGCUCAUUUGAGCAGCACUUUUAAAUUCCACCGAGAUACUUCCUAGUUACCUAUAAAUUGAACGACAAUUUCCAAGAUGAAUCGGAUCAAUAUAGAGAGGAGCACACUAGCAGAGUGAAGAAACUAAUAGAAGGAUAGAGAAUAGUAUUCAGAGGGGAUGUAAGGAAUAAGGAGAAUAAUGGGCAUUCUGAGAUAUUCUUUGUCUACCAAGCCAAGGAUGAAAGAGAUCCACACUCAUUCAUUAUGGGAGAUUAAUACUAUCAAAAUGGAUUGGUAAAGAACUGGGAAAUAAAAGAAUUAGACUUGAUUCAUGCAGAAAGAGACGACGAGAUUAUGAUUAGCUCUAAAUACAGAUGA